This is a messenger RNA of Micropterus dolomieu (smallmouth bass), 3010 nucleotides long. RefSeq lists its product as uncharacterized. Gene Ontology annotation, cellular component: nucleus. Bases 363 to 1718 code for a protein of 451 amino acids. The record is from RefSeq and is a predicted model, not a curated record. The transcript has 5 exons. Gene Ontology annotation, biological process: negative regulation of circadian rhythm; negative regulation of DNA-templated transcription. NCBI's taxonomy places the organism in Eukaryota, Metazoa, Chordata, Actinopteri, Centrarchiformes, Centrarchidae.
GCCGACAGUUAUCAUCCCGAGGUUGAAUUGGGUCACUUUAUCUUCGUUUUGUUCCUGCAUACAUGAUCGAAUGAUAUAACGUUUCGAUAUUGUUCCCUUUUUUAAAUUUUUCUUUUUUUAACAUUUCGUCGUCACAUAAACGGCGGCGUCAAGCCAGCAAGAAUUAGGCACCGGGAUUUCGAAAUAAAAGCGUGAAAGCUGCUGCCCUUGGAUAAACUUUCUAUGGACACAUUCCUGUUGGAGCACAGAGGAAUAUCAAAUGUCAUUCGGGGUCAUCUCAAAGAGGUGGUCCAGCUGAUCAUUUCCUACAGCUGAUUCAUCCAUCUACCAACCAUGUGUGUUCCACUGUUUGUGGGUCCAGUAUGCAGAAGGAACAGCCUUGCUUGAGCAAGCACAGUCCUCGUGCUGUGUCCAGCAAGAAUGCUAAAGAUAAGAGCAACAGUACGACCCUGCUGGCAAUGCGUAAUACUAAAGAUGCAGACGACUCCAGUGGAAGGGGCUCCCGCUGCAGUUCAGAGAAAGACUCUGGCUACUCUGAUGUGGAGGACCAGCGGAGCAACAAAAGCCAGUACAGAUGUAGCGAGCGUGCAGAAACUUCACAGCCAAGUCAAAACCAAGAGAACCUUGGGAAUCCUACGCUGAUGCCAGCAGGCCAUGAGCUCCCACACAUCUACAUCAUCAACAAUGUGACGCUUAAGCAGCCGGACAUGAUCCAGAAAAGAGGUCAGCUGCCCCAGAGAACUGGAAGCAGGGAGAGCGAAAGCUCUGGUACUGCCCAUGUUAUUCUUUUACAACAGCCCAGCUUGUUGCCGGCCACUCUCCAGCUCCGCAAGCCCUUGUCCCGAAAGUCCACUGCCACAGGGAAGAAAAUAAAAGGUACUUACCUACCCAUUCUUAACUCCUACCCCCGCAUUGCACCACACCCCAGCAAGAAGCUGCCUGACAAAUUGUCAUCAAACGAUGAAUCCCAGAAUUUGAGCAAGAGGGUGUGCACAGAACACAAGGGUGAUGGCACGCCUGUGUCACGGAGUCCACCUGAGCAACACCUUUAUAAGCAACCCAAAUUAGCAGCCAUAACCAGAGAUAGUCCAUCCUCCUCCAGUCCCACUACUGUGUCCUCGAGCCAGGGCUCCCCAUCUGGGUCCAAUCUGCACAGCGCCUCAUCCUUCCUCGCAGCCAGAGGGCUUCACAGAAGUGGCACCACCAGUACUCGCCACCGCCGUUUCCACAACACAUUAGAAAUCCUCAGACAGUCAGGCCUGUUGGACAUUACACUGCGCACAAAGGAGCUGCUGCGCCAGAGCAACGCCACCGAGCGGGACAUUGCCCAACUCCGCCAGCACACAGAGCUACUGUGCCAGGCCGCCAGGAACCCCAGCUGCAGCCUGGAGAGUUUCACAGACUGGGAACACCUGCACCAAACCAUGGCUGAGUCUGGCAGCUACCCCGACCUUAAAAUCCUGAAAAAUGCACCAAUGCCGUGUCGUCCAGAUUCUGCCAGUCAACCCGAGAGGAUUUCCACAGGUGAUGCCAACUGGCCACAAGCUAUGGAGAACUCAGAGGUGCCGCCGUCUUGCCUUCUCACCACUAUACCGCACCCAAACCAGAACUGUCAUGUGCCACAGCAGUCUCACUCAGGACAAGGCAGGGAGCUCGAGACCCGUUAUAAAUGGUCAGAAAAAGUCACCUUCGUGCCUCCUGAUAGUUCUACUGGUUAGGACAAUCUGCAUUGUCUUUAAAUGGAGAGCAAGUACUCAGGGCUAGCAAGUGGAGAACCAGUAGUUAUUUUGGAUAUUAUGUGUGGUUUUAAUAGCUUAUCCCUAGUUAUUUAAACCUAGUUUUAUAGAGAUGGCACAUGGCAUCUCCGCAGGUCAAUGGAGAUCCAACAAUGAAUAGAGUUCAGUACUUGCUGUACAUGUGGCUGUAUAAGCUUUGUUUCCAGUUGCCUAACGUACUUCACCAGAAUUAAGUGUUUCACAUCUGAAAGCUGAUCCCUAAGCAAUUCAGUCCUGAGGCACCAUUUUAUAUUGCCACUGCAGUGUUUAUAAAACCACCCAGAUGAGUGGAGGGUCUCUGUCUGUGAGCCACUUAAAGGAUUAUGUGAAAAUAAAAUAUCCCCAGGAGGUAGAGGAAAUUGGCUUACACACAGGUGGCACUUAACGCAGUGAUGACAACUACAGUAUACAUUAUCAGUUAAGUUGUUCGUUUUGCUCACGUCAGACCAGCUUAAUUCAGGGAAAAGAGGAAUAAAUCCAUCUCUUGGUGGAUAAAUGUUGAGAAAAUGAUUUCUUACAACCUGCUUUACACGAGAGUGAGAGUGAGAGAGAGAGAGACAGCAGUUCAAACAAGGUGAUAAUUAAGAUCGGGGCCUUCAAGAUGAUGCAGCUAAGCUCCCAGAAAUAUGACACAACUUGUCGCUCAGCAUUGCAGAGAGAAACCUCUCUGUAACAUCACAAAGUGCACUACACUGGACUGCUGCAAGGACUUCAGUACAAACACUUCUCAACAGAGCCUUAAAAACUCUUUUUCACAUCAUCAUUACAUUUAGUUAAUUUAAGUCUUUGUUCAUUUUACAAAUACUGCACACGACUUAUGAUAAUGGACGCAGUGUAACCACAGACUGUGUGAUUUCACCACAGCAUCUCCAAGAUAAUCAGUUGUACAAUGUCCUUAUCAGGCAGCAGCUGUGUUGUCCGUUCUCACUUUGAUGAUAUUCUCUUUUAUUGCACCAAUUUUUGUGUGGUCAUCUAUUUUAGUCAUAGAUGGAGGACAGUUUGCAUUGUGAGUUUGAGAGAGUUUGACAGUGUUAUUGUAAAAGUAUGUUGACUAAGUGGUUAUAUGCAUGUGGUAUGUGUAAGAUUUAUGUUUUUUUUUCCUUCCAUUUCUUUGCGCUUGUGUAUAUGACGGACAGCACUGCCGGCAAUGCGCACAUUUCUAAAAUUUCAAGUACUUUAUACAGUGUAUUUUUCAUGAUUUUAAGGUAUUUAAAUAAAGCGAUACAUGAAGAAUA